Molecule: messenger RNA, 43671 nt
Organism: Pelobates cultripes (western spadefoot toad)
Lineage: Eukaryota; Metazoa; Chordata; Amphibia; Anura; Pelobatidae
Source: the annotation of a GenBank genome assembly
AUGAUUCUCGUUUGGAUCCUGUCCUUUACUGCCCUUUUGGAGAAUGUCUAUGGUAAGGUCCAAGUUAUGUAUAAUAGAUAUAAUACAUUUUUUAAUGCUUAUUAUAUUUAAUGUUUCUUCCAUUAUAUUUUCAUAACUUUCAGGCUGCGGCGUUCCAGCCAUUAAUCCAGUUAUUUCUGGAUAUGCCAGAAUUGUGAAUGGUGAGAAUGCUGUUUCUGGGUCCUGGCCAUGGCAGGUGUCCCUGCAGGUACAGAAUAUAUACUGUUGCAUAUUUAUACACAUGCAAACUAACACACAGCAUAUUUAAAAAAAAAUCAUCCAAUUACUAAACCUUUACAAUCUAUCCAAGUUUGACAAACAAUCACAACAAAUGAAUGACACCUUGCACAAAAAUCACGAGGACGUGAUUUUUGAUGACAUUAAAAAAUGUAAUAUAUAUGAGAAUCCAUUAUUUUUGUAUCUCUCUAUAAAUGUUUUUGAUUAAAAUAGAUAUAUAUAUAAUAUAUAUAUUAUCUACCCUAUUUUGCUUAUUUAUCACUGCUAUAAGAAAAGGAUGGGAGCCAGGGGGUAAAGGUGAGAACACAAAGGGGGGCUUUUAAUAAAUAUGAAAAAAGACAUCAAUAAAAAAAAAUACUCAAUCAAGUGAAAACGUAUAUUCAAAUUGAACAUAAACAAAAUAAAGAAAUAAAAUGGAAAAUGGCUCAAUGUAUCACAAUGUAGUUAUACAGAAAGAUUGCUGCAGGGUGCUGAAAGUCACCAUUAACUAAGUAAUGCUCUAUACCAGUGAAAUAUAUAAUGAUGAUCACUCGUUUACACUCAAGAGCCUCUUUUGUUUCAUUUAAAAUUAUUUUAACAUUUGAAAAUAUUAUAGUACUAAAGUGUUAGUUUAACUGUUCUGAAGAAUAAAGCAUGGAUUUAAAAUUCAGUGCAAAGAAUUGCACACAACUAUUAAUAAACAUAUAGGGCUUGUUUGUAACCUUGGUUGUACAACUACAAUAAAUAGUUGUAAUUCGAUUUCAAAUGGAUUGCAGUUUGUCUGAAUUGUGGGCAAUCAGCAAUUUUUCCAAAAUCCCAAACUCCAAAGUGAUAUAUGGAUUAAUCAAAAAACAAACUAAAUGAGGAAUGAACAAUCCAUUUAGUUUUUCAUUCCAUGAAUCGAGUUCCAUCCCUGGUGCCCCAAAAAACAUGAUUGAUGGAAAAAUGAUGAUUGCUGGUUAAGGGACAGCCCUGUCACUACUUUUUUGCUGUCAGAAAACAGUCACUAGUCACAGUAUCAAAAGUAACGAGCAGUGUCUGGUUGCUAAAAGGUCAAGACAAGGUUGUAAACAAGUCCAUAGUAUGCUAAAGUAUUAGGGAGUUGAGUGAGUUAAAUAAAUCAAAUAAACUAUAAGAGUAGUUACUAAGAGCUGAAACCUAUAUUCAAUAGACUAAAAGAAAUCAAUAAUACAAUAAAUAAAUCCUAGUAAACCAACUAUAAGUAAUCAAUAUUUAAUUCCUUGAAUAAGGGUUCAAACAAUGAAAGGUAUCUGUGAAAUCUACAGUAGAAAAGAUCAUGGAUCUAUAGUGCUCACUGUAUAAUAACUGCUUCAUUAGCACAAGAUUAAAGGAUCACUAUAGUGUCAGGAAAACAAACUUGUGGAAACCCCUUCAGCAGCUUACCUUAAUCCAGCCCCGGGCUCCUUCGGCGCUGGUGACCUUUCCUCCCCCGCCAACGUCAGCUCCCGAGUGGAGUGGAAUAAGCAUGCACGGCAAGAGCCACGCGCAUUCAAACAGUCCAUAAGAAAGCAUUUCUCAAUGCUUUCCUAUGGACGUUCUGCAGGUUGGAUGCAAAUUUUGCAUCCAACGUCGCAGAAGCGCCUCUAACGGCUGUCAGGAAGACAGCCACUAAGGUAGGAUUAACCCUGCCAUGUAAACAGACCACUUCAUUGACCACUUCAUUGAGCUGAAGUUGUCUGUGUGACUAUAAUGUCCCUUUAAAACCACUUAUAUUGUCACACGUGAUGGCCCAUCAGAAGACAAAGCUUCCUGCAAAACACUGAAAAAAUCAUCCUCUGAUCUUAUGAAAAAUGAGUGAUUCUCUAGGGUGCCAGCAUCGUUGAGUUUUACAGCCUACAUCUCGAUUUUCGUUAGAUUGGAAGGUUAUCAUGUGUGGGUCACUCUGUGAAGCAUGGCAGCUUGCAUUCUAUUGAUGUCAACUGAUGUGUACAGUUUUUUGCCUUAUGUGUUUUGUGAAUAGCUAGGUCCAUUUCAGCAAAGCAUUUAAUGUCACUUGAUAUUUUUUAUCCUCUUCUUUCUGUUUUCAUGACUACAUUUAACUUUAUCGAUAAAUGCUGAAUUUCACUACUAGCCUUUAAUUGGAGUGCCUGGUGUGGCUUUUCUGAUCUUGUUGUGAUGCAAUGCUAAGAAGAUGGUCCUAAAUGACUUUCACUAAACAAAUAAGUGGUUUCUAUAAUUAACUUGACCUUAGAAGAAAGCUCAAUACAUUAUUUCCAGCUAUCAAUUUCUUUAAAUCAGUGUCAAGCAUUUAAUUUCAGCUGUUUCUGUAGUUGCUAUUUUAGAAAUUGGCCACCAGAUGGUAGUAUUGCCUCAUCUUUAAUACAUGUAUGUUUAGCUCAACACAUCUGCUGUUAUACUUUGAUAUUCGGUAUGCCCUAUAUAUUCAAAUGAAUAUAGGGCUGACUAGACUCACUAUGCAAUGUUUUAGGUACAAAUGAAUAUGUUAGUGUGGUACAGUAUAGAUAAUGCAUACAUAUGUUUUAAGCAUUUAAAACUGAGAUCCCUGCUAUAUGCAAUAUGAUUCAAAUACAAUUAAAGGUAUUAAAGAAUUGCAAUAUAACUAGGACACACAUUUAUCCAAACACUUAACUGUUUUAAAUGUUUAGUUUUAGUUAUUAUAACACAUAUAUUGGACACUCAUGCAAUACAUUUUUCAUUAUUUUGUUCUCUAAUAAAAGUUGUCUUCUUGUUAUCUUAAUGUAUCUAUCUAUCUAUCUAUCUAUCUAUCUAUCUAUCUAUCUAUCUAUCUAUCUAUCCAUCCUGUCUUUUUUUUUUUUGCAGGAUUGUUAACCUUACAAAUAAGAAAAAAGAUGCAAUUUAACACUAUUUUAUAUUUACAAAUAUUCAAGAAGUUGUUUUGUGUUCCUGUAGGACAGAACCGGAUUUCACUUUUGUGGCGGGUCUUUGAUUAAUUCCCUUUGGGUUGUCACGGCUGCUCACUGCGGAGUCACGUAAGUAAGAUUGCUGCUUCUAGAUUUAAGCAAAAAUGCCAUGAUGUUACUUGAGGUUACUUAAAAAAAAAAAAAACAGUGUUUCAAGAAUCAAAUUUUCAAAAUCAAUUUCAUCAGAAUUCAGCUGAUUCAGCAAUUUGGAACAGUCAGAAUUUUGGAAUCAACAAAAAGCUAUGUGAAAACCAACCGAUUCAAAACAUAUUGAUUUUGAUCCAUUUAUUUUGAUAAAGACAGCAAAUUAUGGAGUUCUUUAAUAAACAACUGAAACAGCCAUUUUUAUAUUUCAGCUGUUUAGUUUAGCUUCUUAAUUUGUCAUCCUUACAUGGGAUUACAAUAAUUAAGGAUGCCCAAUUAGGAAUAUAUCUACUAAAUAAUUGAAAGAGAAAAAAUAAGAAAAUGGCUAAAUAGUAGACAACUCCCUAAAUUGGUAGCCUUAUAUAGGAUUGCCAUAUUUAAGGAUACUAAAUUUGGGUGCUGUAUAUCAGCUCUCUUAUUUGGUACCCUUAAAUAUGGCAAUUCUAUGAAAGAAUAGCAAAUUAUGAAAAUAUCUGCUAAACACCUUAAAAUUGAAAUUAAGGAAAGGACUUUUCUUACUUUUGAUCUUUCAGCGUUUGUGACUGCCUACAUUAGUUAUAGGCGAACCAAUAACAAAAUUCAGGGUGCCACAAUUUGUCACACGUUUGUGACUGCCUUCCCUAAUGCAUUCCUCGUACGGAAUAAUAGGCACCCGAAUUAACUGAAUUUUUAAAUUUUCUGACAGACAAACUGAUAUUUUUUUAAUUUUGGACAAAACUAAAUUUAAAAAAUUUGCUAUUUUUUUUUCUGCAUUCACGUCACUCCUGACUUGGUCAGAGUAACCAUUCCUAUCCUGGUUCUUAUUCCUAAAAUAAAUAAAAUAUAAGAAAAAAAGCUAACACUUUCCAAAUUCUCCCUUAGACCGACCUUCCUCCACUAACAUCACUCUUGAUUGCACAAGGAGGAUGUCAGAAAGUACAGGCUUAGGGGAGGAGAGUGGUGGUAUGGAGAGUGGGUGCCAUUAGCUGUCUGUCACCAUCAUGGUGUGCAUUCUGACAAUAGGCGUUAUAUUAGCAGAGAAUUCACAUUAGCGUGGAUAAUGACAUCCCAAUGAUUCUGCCAGAGGUGGAGUUUUACCUCUGGCAGAAGAGGGUCUAAACUCUGUAUGUGCAGCGUUUCGUACCAAAAUGCUGCACAUACAGACUCCAGGCACCAUAACCUCUUUGAAUCACUGAAAUAGUCCUCCUGUAAUGUUUCUCUGAGUUUGUUGGCGUAUAGCUGCAGCAAUUUAUUCUAACUGCUACAGUUUAACCCCUUAAGGACACAUGACAUGUAUGACAUGUCAUGAUUCCCUUUUAUUCCUGAAGUUUGGUCCUUAAGGGGUUAAGCAGUCGUCUGUAGGGACAUGUGAAGAGCAGACCAUCUAGCAUAAGCUAUGUAAGACACAAUUAUUGUUGUUCAAAAUAUUAUUUUUCUAAACUGCUUGUGUUCAUUGCCAAAUUAUUUGAAGGUUAUUCACCGAAGCGAGAAUUGCCAGAAAUUCUAAGUGAAUUCAAAUUUGAAAAAAAACAAGGCCAAAAUACCCAAUUGGAAAAAUUCUCCCAGUCAGUUAUGCUUCCAGUUCGGCUAAUUUGACUUAAUAUUUGAAAUUCACUUUAAAUUCCUCUCAAUUCUCACAUUAGUAAAUAAUCCAGUCAGUUUUCAGAGAGAUUUGGAGAAAAUUUUGAACACAUGUUAAAAGAAUACAUAUGUAUCCCUAUAUUUUAUUUCCAUUUAUACAAUAUCUUGUAUAAAAAAAAAAAAAAUCAAAUUGCAUUUGUUGAUAUUGUAGCUUUAGUGCAAGUAGUGCAUUAAUAUAUCACACUUAGAAUGUAUUGGACGUUUGUUAUAAUAAAUGUAGCAAAAUAUGCAUUUGUGGAGCAAUUUCCCUGCUUCUUCCUCAUACAGCUACUUAGAUGUAUAUUCACUAAAAUAAUAAAUCAAGUUUAAUAUUAGCAAACUAUUAUGCCAAACCUGGCAGAUGAUUACUAUUAUUAUUACCCUGAACAAUCACUAGAAAAAUAGAAAUUGCUUGUUUCACAUAUAUAGAACUUCUCACCGUGUUGUUCUGGGAGAAUAUGAUCGUUCAUCUUCUGCUGAGGCAAUCCAAACCAAAUCAAUUGCAAAGGUAUGUUAGUAUUUGUUAUUUUAGUGGGAAAGUCACAUCUUUAGUCCUUGCAUUUCACUGUGCUGUUCAUGUUAAAGGAAAACUCCAAGCACCUUAACCACUGCAUUGGAAACCAGAUGCUGUCACCACCUCCACUACAUUUAGCAGAAUGCUGGUGUUGAGGGCUUAGCUCAUUGGCUGAGAAUGGACGUUCCUAAGUAGGAGUUUCUCGUUCUUCUUUUUAACUGAGAAAAGGCCUAGCAGUCCCCAGGUAAGAAGUCAAAACGUUCUAAAAUGUUUUGACACCAUAAUCACAACAGAGCACUGUAGUGCUUAUGGUACAUAGAGUGUUCCUUAAUUAAUGUGAUUAAUAAAUAUGAAGCCAUUGCUAUGAACUUUGUAUUUCUAAAUGCUCUUAAAUGGUAUUUAUGCACUGUGAUCUUGAAAAAGGCUUGAAUUAGCCAAAACAUCGAUUGAAAAGCACAGGUGAUCUGACAUUUUUUUCACUGAAAAUAAACACUAAAUUUUGCAAGACCAGAGAGUGCAAACCCUCUAGAAAUACUAUCGUGCCACUAAGUUAUUACGUAUAUUAGAUUGGAUGAGCUUUAAAUGGAAACCCUGGGUAGAAUUAGAACAUAAUUUUGUUUUAAAACCAACAUAUAUAGCUCCACGGGUUGAAGAACCAUCAAAGAAAUGUGAGUAUAAAGAACAUCAUACUGUUAAAAAUAUUUACAUUUCUGGAGCAAAUUAAUUAAAAGUUGUAAAUUAGUCAAAUUUCCAGGAAUUUUGUACCCUAUAAUGAAGAGUUUUUGUUUUUAUUUUGUACACAAAAAGAAGAGUUUCCACAGGGCCAGGAAUAUAGAUAUAUUUUCAGGAGUUUACUGGUGAAGAGUAAAAUUCCAUAUUAAUUUAACGAUGGGAAAAAUACUACUACUAGAUAUGUUGCAGAUAAAGACAGGUUGGCUAAUCUAUUUACAACUAUAACAUUUUAUUCUAGAUUUUCAGAACAUUUUUUAGUUACCAUCGGACAGUUAUAAUUAUUUAAUUAGAAUAAUUAUGAGUUAUUGUGCCUUAGAUCCAUUAAGCGUGACCUAAGCCCAAUAUUUGAGUUCUCACCCCCCCCUUGCAGGCACGAGUUGCCACCACAUGUAUUUCUAUUAUGCUUUAUUUUGUUCUCUUUAAUCUGUUUUAUAUCAUGUUAUGAAUGCUUGUCCAAUAGGAUUGAUGAUGUUUCACUAUGUACACAAGCUACAAUUGUUCACGUAUUACUGCUUGGUGUCUAUUCACCAUUCUCAAUUACUUUCCUUAUGAGUUAGUAAUUAAUAAGCUUCUGCUUUUGUUAUCUACUUCUAACCUCCCCACUUCCUACUUUCCCUAUGGCCCACAUUUUAUUUUCAUCUCCCUGUUCGAUUGUUUUACUUGGUAACCUUGAAGAUCUAAUGUUUGAUGUAAUUCCAUAUGACUGAAUGCACUAAUACUUUGCAAAUCACCACCUACAAUGUCAAAGUUUGAAUGACCCUAGUAAAUGCAUCUGUGUCUUACACAGGUACACAGGUUGCUUUCAUUCAGGAGACUCACUUUCUGGAUUUGGGCUGAGUUCAGCUCCAGAAUCACUAUUUCACACGAAGCGAUCUUGUUUCUUCUCCUAUCUCAAAGAUAGGAAAGGUAGCACUGAAUCUGUGCCACAUUGAUAACUCACUUUUUACAUUUACCAAUGUAUUCUCCUCUAACUCCAACCAGACCUCUUUGCUUUUGUGAGUGCUUAAAUUAUAAAAACAAUUCACCAAAGAUAUUCUGACCUAAACAUUUAGACAGUUUAGAGUCUGGAAUGGACACCUCUGCAAAGGUAUCCAAUAUUCCAAAUUCCAAACUUCACAAAGUGAGAUUUAUCCUAUCCCUAUUCCUAGUCAGUAUUUGGGGAAUUCAUUACCCUAAUGUUAAGGAUUUUACAUUAUUCCUACCCUCAUAAACAAUACUCCUGCAUUGAUGAUUUGUUCAUGAGACAUAGAUAAUCAGUCUCUGCCCCCUCUUUAAAUAUUGAGCCCCUUCUUUUGUCAAUUCAUGUUUGUAUGUUUAUAAUAUGCAGAUAUGGCUUUAUCCGGAUUUAUGGAAGCUUGGGAAAAAUAGCUCCAAAUUGCCCUAAUUUAAAACCAAUUAAUUCACAAAUGGAGGAUACCGCACUCACACUCAGGAAUCCAGGUGCUUAUCAGGGCCAGGGUUGGCAAAUCCAGUUUAGUAGAUAAUAUAAAUUAGGUCUAGGCACUCAGGAUUGAUGCAGAAAGGCAGAUUUAUUGGAACACAAAAAGUGCAACAUUUCGGCCUACACAGAGGCUUGAUCCCCCUUCUCUCCCACUCACCCUCUCCCUGCAACCCUUUUUUCCCCCCUGUUAUAUAGGGGUAUGUAAAAUGAACAAAAUUAUAAACACAACACUUUUCUUUUUGCCCCCAUUUUUCAUGAGCUGAACUCAAAGAUCUAAGACUUUUUCUGUGUACACAAAAGCCUAUUUUUUUUUUACAAAUAUUCACAAAUCUGUUUAAACCUGUGUUAGUGAGCACUUCUCCUUUGCCGAGAUAAUCCAUCCACCUCACAGGUGUGGUAUAUCAAGAUGCUGAUUAGACAGCAUGAUUAUUGCACAGGUGUGCCUUAGGCUGGCCACAAUAAAACGCCACUCAGUUUUAUCAUACAGCACAAUGCUACAGAUGUCGCAAGUUUUAAGGAAGUGUGCAAUUGGCAUGCUGACUGCUGGAAUGUCCACCACAGCUGUUGUCCUUGAAUUGAAUACAGUAAAACUGCACAUUUUAGAGUGGCCUUUUAUUGUAGCCAGCCUAAGGCACACCUGUGCAAUAAUCAUGCUGUCUAAUCAGCAUCUUGAUAUGCCACACCUGUGAGGUGGAUGAAUUAUAUCGGCAAAGGAGAAGUGCUCACUAACACAGAUUUCAGAGAAAUAGGCCUUUUGUAUACUCAUGAAAAAUGGGGGCAAAAACAAAAGUGUUGCAUUUGUAAUUUUGUUCAGUGUAAAUACAUAUAUGGACAGAGUGAUUUUGAUUGAUAUUGGUAAUGCACUUGAAGGGAAUAACUAAAAAUAAUUUACAUUAUUUAUUAAAUAAAUUUCCAUCUUUUCAAACAGCUGAACUAAACUAAACAACUAAACCAAACAAGAACUAAAGAAUAUUGAAUGGGGAGUGGAAUGCCCCAUAGGCAGACACUUUAUUAAUUUUGUAGCCUGCCUCUGCACUUUUUCUAGUGCCAUAAUAUCCUUCUUUACAACAGUUUCCUGAAGUAAUCAAGGUGUGGUCUCAACCACUGAUUUAUAAAGAUGAUAUUUUCAUCCGGAGAAUUAUUGCUCCUUUUAAUACAGGCCAAUACCUUACUGGCCUUAGCAACUGCUAAUUGACAUUGCACAUUGUUAUCUAGUUUGUUGUCUAUAAGAAUUCCUAAAUCCUUCUCAUGUUGUGUUAUCCAUAAUUCAUGGCCUAUUAGUGUGUAGGUUGCUUGUACAUUCUUUACCCCAAAGUGGAUAAUUUUGCACAUAUCUACAUAAAAUUUAAUCUGGUAUUUGAGGGCCCAGUCCAACAAUCUAUGUAAAAUCUGAAGUCAAGCAAUAUCCUGCUCACGUUGUAUUACUUUACAGAGUUUUGUGUAAUCUGCAAACAUUGAAACAUGAUAUGCAAUGCCUAUUUCAAUAUCAUUUAUAAAUAUAUUAAACCAAAAUGGACCCAGAAAAACACCACUUAGCAUUUUUGUCCAGCUUGAAAACCUACCAUUAAUAACAACUAUCUUUACUCUAUUUUUAAGCCAAUACUUUACCCAAGAAUUUUCACAUAGACCAAUUUAUUUUAGUUUGUAUGCAAACCAACUGUGUAAAACCAUGUCAAACAACUUGGCAAAAGCCACAAAAUAGAUCAAAUGCUGGGUGCCUAUUGAAAUAACCAAUAGUAUAGACAGGACUCGAUGGAAAUACUAUACUAUUGGUUAUUUUAAUAGGCACCCAGCAUUUUGUCAAUUUUUAACCCCAGGUGGUGUUUUUUUCAGACAGUGAUACGGUGGUUAUGGUAGCUACUUUUGGUCUUGAAUUUUAACUUAAGAAGGUUACUCUACCAUUUAUUGGUGUUUAUCCAUUGUACAGUUGCAUAUUUACAAAAUAGAUCAAGUCCACCCUAAUCCAGUGGAGACUUGUUUUUAUGUUAGGGGAUAAAUAAUAUAAGCCCCACGUAUUCUCGCACAUGUGUCCUGGGGUAAUGAAUCGAACAAAAAUAUCAAUGUGUAAACAAGUGUGAGAAUAAGUGGGGUUUAUAUUAUUUAUCUGUGUGUUCGUGCACAUGUACGCACGAAUACAUAGGACUCUUUAUUCGUUUCGGCUAUAUCUAAGCACAUACUUGCCAGAUUGCCUGGAGACAUAUGUGCUGAAUUAUUUCAGUUUCGUGUUAUCUCUUGCGAUAUCGUAUGAACGUUUAGUGCCGUCUGUGUAUUACUAUAUAAACUGCUUUUGUUUAUCCCUUUUUCUCGAAUGCGCAUGCGUUGUUAUUAUGCAUUUUAAGACCAGGAAAUGCUUCCUUGCGCUCCACUUACCCGGUAGUGAUUCCAUUGGCGUUUAAGAUUAGCAUCCUUUGUUUACUCUUGGCAUUUCUUCUUUUAUUUUUAUUUGUUUUACUUUAUUUUUCUUUAUUUUUAUUAUUGCUCUCCUCCCUCCUUUGAUACAUAAGGAUAAGGCAUGCAUUAUUAUAUUUAUUACAUGUAUGGAUCCUGUUGUAAUUUGCAUGGUUUGUUUAUACCACUUAUGUUAAUUAACUAUAUUAAUAUUGUUAAUUGUUUUUUUAAUUAAAUAAUUUGUUGACCUUGUACACACUGUUUGCUAUAUAUUCACUGUUCUGUGGUGUUAGCUUGACAAAUACCUCUUGUUAGGACGAAACGUUGCUGCCUUUUUUGUUUCAAUAAAACUGCAUGCGGCUUUAACAUUCUGAGAGCCUGGAUAUAUUUCUUCUAUUAGAAUACUAGAGAUAGACCUAGAAGAAAUUCUAUUGGUAUGGCACCUGUAUGUAAUAAUCCUAACUCUGACACUUACUUUACCAGAACCUAUGCAAGUAGGGGUGACUAGAAUAAGUGAAGCAGAGAGACAAUACAGAAGAACGGAAGACCUGUGUCUUUGUAGUGGACAAAGGGGUCAAUUGCCUUAAUUGCCCUAAUAGGUUGGAAAACACCUAAGUCCACGAGGGGGACAGAUCUAGGGUGAUUUUUUUUUGUGUCCUCUACUAAAGCUCAUAAGGAGCACCGACUUCUAGCUCACAUUGUCUUAACUUGGGGCUAUAAGAGGGUUAAUACCUUGGCAUUAAUAUAUUCUGGCGCAGCUGCUAACUCUCUACCUUCUACAUUGAAGCCAUAGAUGAUUGACCUCUCCGGGUAGCCAUGAUCACGCAAGAAUCCAUUCCAGUUAUCCUAAUAGUAGGUGUGUUGCAUAAGGAGGUCUGUGUAUUCCAACAAAUUACUUCUCUUGCCUUCCCAGUAUUAGGAUAUCCCUGGCUAGAGAAACACAACCCAUCUAUCAACUGGGAAUUGGGAGAAAUUGUCUCUUCGGGUAAGAAUUGUCUGGAGAAUUGUAUCACCAAAGUACUUCCCAUAUAUCCCCUUGGUAAGAAAAAAGAGGAAGCACCUAGGAAAACCAUUUAGAAGGUUAAACCCUUGGUGACCCCAAAAAUAAGUUGAGUAAAACUUCACUUUUAAUAAAUUUGUUAAAAUAUUCUAGAGUAUCUAAUCAUGAAUAAAAUUGGUAUCCACGAAAAUAUAGGGAAAAAGGGAAACCCGGAGAGAUAGAGUGGUCCUAAAGAGGACUUUAAUCCAUUAGUCUAGGUUCCAAUUCCCUGUAUGGCAAAAUAAGUUAGAUCUAAAUCAAUACAGUGAUACACAAGAUAAAUAAAAAUAAGAAUAAAUAUGUAUAUCAAGUCUAUGUACGAUAUAUAUAUAUAUAUAUACAUAGAACAAAAAAGCAACCAAUUAUACACAUAGAAAAAGUUUGUUUUUAACCAUGCAAAAGUAGUAUGUAAUCUAAAUGUAACAAGAUGUGAAUGUUACUUUUGUGUCAUAUCAUAUUAGCCUGGAGGACAGCUGUAUAGUGUGUCAGUUAGGAACAGAGCGGCAAUUGUCUCCUGCAGUUAAUAAAAUUCCCUACUCUGUUGUGCCUUCAAGGGCACCUCUUAAAAAAUUCUAAAUGCCCUCCUCCCUCCUCUUAUAGCAAUACCAAGUCAUCCUGGCAGACUAGUUGGGAGUCUACCUCGUGGGACUAGGUAAGUAUAGUGGAAAGACACUCUGUCGAUCGAAAUGAAAUUAAAUAAACAAUCAAAAAAUAGGAAAAAUGAAAAAAAUAUAUUGGGUGAAUAAAAAAGAAGAGUAUAGCUGAUAAUAUCAGGAAAGUCUCACUGAUUGUCGUCCCAUAUCUAUUAGACCAGCUUGAUGCUCUAUAAAUGUCCCGACGCGCGUUUCGCCGUUUUCGCCAUUGAGUCUGUUUGCUACUUACUAUUUUAGUGGGAGUAAUAAACUUGCAUGCUUUAUAAUGUCCACAUUUGUAAAGACCCUUUGUAGGUUGGAGCCAGGUAGUGGAUACUCGUUGUGGUUCAAGAUGACUAUGAGUCAAUAAGUCUCUUAUAUGGGGAUAUGUUGUGUUUUAGGGUACGUAUCAGACUUUGUAAAAAUAUGUGUUUUUUUUCUGCCUGGAGAUAAUUAAGUUAAUGCAUUAUCUCCCUUAAUUAUCUCCCAGUCAGAGGGGAGGGAUUGUAUGUGUGUUAUGGAAGUUUCGUACAAGAGACGUAUCUGUAAUAUUGUUAAGCAAGCAAAGCAGGAAGGGGAAUUGGAUGUACUUGUCCAUAUAGGGACAAAUGACUUGGCUUGCAAUGAGGUUUCAGAGGUUAAGGAAGUUUUUAGUGUUUUUGCCAAUGAUAUACAGCAGGUUGCUUCCACACUGUCAUUCUCUGAAGUUCUGCCUGUGCAUAACACUCAGAACGACAGGCGGAUGCGUAUUAGGGACUUUAAAUUGUGGCUUGGUGAAUGGUGUCGGGAGCAAGGAUUUGGCUUUAUUUCUCAUGGUAGCUCUGUUUGGAAUGGAGAUAAGCUGUACAAAAAAGAUGGUUUGCAUCUUUCUCAAAAGGGAACAAAUGUUCUCAGUGAGCAGUUCAGAGGUUUUGCUAGGAUGUAUUUAAACUAGGAGGGGGGGGCAAAAGGGUGAUAAAACAUCAAUCCAAUUGUCCCCCAAAACAAGGACAGAAGGUGCCUGUAGCAAGUGUGUUAAAAAAUGAUAAGCUUAGAGUCAUGUCUACAAAUGCUCGCAGUUUAGGGAAUAAGAUCCAUGAACUUGUGGCAAUAAUGGCAACUGAUAGUGUAGAUUUAGUCGCUGUUACUGAGACAUGGUACAAUGAGAAAAAUGACUGGGACAUAGCAAUACCAGGGUACUCUUUAUAUAGGAAAGAUAGGGAAGGCAAGAAAGGGGGAGGGUGGCCUUGUAUGUGAAGGAUAGCAUAAAAUCUAGCCUAAUAAAAGUUAGUGAGGCAAACAUAGAGUCUGUUUGGGCUACGUUAGAAUUUGGUAAUCACACAGUAACUCAUGUAGGUGUGAUUUAUAGGCCCCCAGGACAAAUUGAAGAGUUAGAUAAUCUACUAGUUGAGGAAAUAGCUAAAAUGACAAUGAAGGGGGAAGUUAUCAUCAUGGGUGACUUUAAUCUUCCUGAUGUAAAUUGGAAAACAAAAUUAGCUACUUGUGCCAGGAGCACACAUAUUCUAAACUCCCUACUGGGAUUGUCUCUAAAACAAGUUGUUGAGGAGCCAACUCGUAAAGAGGCCAUACUAGAUUUAGUGUUAACAAAUGGAGAUUUGGUAUCAGAUAUUACUGUAGGUGAAAGUACAGUGACUGAGUCACACUACACAAAAACUAAAGUUUUAGACUUUAGAAACACAGACUUUUCUAAAAUUAGAAUAUGGGUAGAGGAGUCAUUAUCAGACUGGAGCAAUUUAAAUGGAGUCCAAGAGAAAUGGGAUUAUUUAAAAGUUGCACUAUUGAAGGCAACAGAAAAUUGCAUUAGGCUUGUCAGUAAAAGCAAAAAAAUCAAGAAACCACUGUGGUACUCCGCAGAUGUGGCCAAAAUAGUUAAAAACAAAAAGUUAGCAUUUAGGAAUUAUAAAAAAAACCCAGAGUGAGGAAGACAAAAUGAUCUAUAAGAUUAGGCAGAAAGAGGCUAAGCAAGUUAUAAGAGCUUCCAAAUCACACACAGAAGAGAAAAUAGCACAGUCAGUAAAAAAGGGGGAUAAAACAUUUUUUAGAUACAUAAAUGAGAAAAGAAAAGUAAAACAAGGAUUAGUUAGAUUAAAAACAAAAGAAGGAAGGUAUGUAGAAGAGGAUAAAGGUCAGGCUGACUGCCUCAAUGAAUAUUUUUGUUCUGUAUUUACAGAAGAAAAUGAAGGAAAGGGACCUCAGUUGAGAAAAAGGAUAAAUGAGUCAUUUAUUACACGUGAGUUUACAGAGGAAGAGGUUCUAUUUCAACUGUCAAAAGUAAAGACAAAUAAGUCAAUGGGACCUGAUGGAAUACACCCAAAGCUAUUAAAAGAGCUUAGUGGUGUACUAGCAAAACCAUUAACAGAUUUAUUUAACCAAUCAUUGUUAACAGGAGUAGUCCCAGAAGAUUGGAAGUUAGCGAAUGUUGUGCCCAUUUACAAAAAAGGUAAUAGGGAGGAGUCGGGCAACUAUAGGCCAGUAAGCCUUACUUCAGUAGUGGGGAAAGUGAUGGAAACCAUGUUAAAGGAUAGGAUUGAUGAACAUCUAAAAACACAUGGAUUUCAAGAUCAGAGACAACAUGGGUUUACUUCAGGGAGAUCAUGCCAAACUAAUCUUAUUGAUUUUUUUUGAUUGGGUAACUAAAAUUAUAGAUCAGGGUGGUGCAGUAGACAUUGCUUACCUAGAUUUCAGUAAGGCUUUUGACACUGUUGCACAUAGAAGGCUUAUCAAUAAACUGCAAUCUUUAAGUUUGGAUUCCAAUAUUGUUGAAUGGGUAAGGCAGUGGCUGAGUGACAGGCAACAGAGGGUUGUAGUUAAUGGAAUAUAUUUGAAGCUUGGACUUGUCACCAGUGGGGUACCUCAGGGAUCUGUACUUGGACCCAUUCUCUUUAAUAUUUUUAUUAGUGAUAUUGCAGAAGGUCUUGAUGGUAAGGUAUGUCUUUUUGCUGAUGAUACUAAGAUAUGUAACAGGGUUGAUGUUCCAGGAGGGAUAAGCCAAAUGGCAAAUGAUUUAGGUAAACUAGAAAAAUGGUCAGAAUUGUGGCAACUGACAUUUAAUGUGGAUAAGUGCAAGAUAAUGCAUCUUGGACGUAAAAACCCAAGGGCAGAGUACAGAAUAUUUGAUAGAGUCCUAACCUCAACAUAUGAGGAAAGGGAUUUAGGGGUGAUUAUUUCUGAUGACUUAAAGGUAGGCAGACAAUGUAAUAGAGCAACAGGAAAUGCUAGCAGAAUGCUUGGUUGUAUAGGGAGAGGUAUUAGCAGUAGAAAGAGGGAAGUGCUCAUGCCAUUGUACAGAACACUGGUGAGACCUCACUUGGAGUAUUGUACACAGUACUGGAGACCGUAUCUUCAGAAGGAUAUUGAUACCUUAGAGAGGGUUCAGAGAAGGGCUACUAAACUGGUUCAUGGAUUGCGGGAUAAAACUUACCAGGAAAGGUUAAAGGAUCUUAACAUGUAUAGCUUGGAGGAAAGACGAGACAGGGGGGAUAUGAUAGAAACAUUUAAAUAUAUAAAGGGAAUCAACACAGUAAAGGAGGAGACUAUAUUUAAAAGAAGAAAAACUACCACAACAAGAAGACAUAGUCUUAAAUUAGAGGGACAAAGGUUUAAAAAUAAUAUCAGGAAGUAUUACUUUACUGAGAGGGUAGUGGAUGCAUGGAAUAGCCUUCCAGCUGAAGUGGUAGAGGUUAACACAGUAAAGGAGUUUAAGCAUGCGUGGGAUAGGCAUAAGGCUAUCCUAACUAUAAGAUAAGACUAGGGACUAAUGAAAGUAUUUAGAAAAUUGGGCAGACUAGAUGGGCCGAAUGGUUCUUAUCUGCCGUCACAUUCUAUGUUUCUAUGUUUCUAUGUAAUUACUGUUCUUAUUGGUUUAUUCCCUUUGUGUCCCUGUGCCCAACAAAGUCCAUAUGGGUGUCACCCUUGUUGGGAAACUUGCAUAAAAGGCCAGUGUGCCUCCAUUAAAAUUGAGUUCCUGCUUACCCUCAACAUAGAGUCUCAUCUCAUGUGUGGGGGAAACGGCUGUAUCUACCCUGGUGAUUGCUCUAUCACUAUACUCCCCUUGGAUUAUAAUCACUAGCUCUUUUAAGAGCUGUUCCUCCUAUGCUCUCUGGGAGUAGGAGAGGUCUGCCCACUGGAAGCUGGAUCCUUGUCCUGGGUCCACGGUGGGUGAAGGACGGCGAGAGCCCGGCACAGCUGCAUCACUGGAAGUGGGUUCUGCAAUGCUUAUGGUAUCUGGUGGAUUGCUGGAAUUCCUCGGUGAGCACUAGGAGCAUCGAUUGGUGGAGGCAUUUGGUCAGCGUGCCAGGCGGUCCAUCCCAUUGACAUAUAGACCUGGGUCAAAAAACUCCAAGGCUGAUGCGUUGUCCAGACAGUUCGAACCUCUUGCAUGUCCUGAGACCAGUAUGACUUUUAUAGUUCCUCAGCAAAGUAUUAUUGCUAAUACUAGAAUAAAUAUAGAGUCUCCACUGGUUUAGUACAUUUAUUCCAAACAAAAGCUAGCUCCUAAGAAUCUUCCUGAAAGAGAUAUUGUUUUUUUUCCAUGAUAGUAAGAUCACAGGUCACAUAGGUAUACGCAAAACCUUCAAUUUAAUUUCAAAGGAAUACUGAGGGUCGAUUAUGCGUAAAUACAUCACGGAUUAUGUUUCUGCUUGCUGCAUAUCUAACAGAACCAAACUGUCUCAUACUCUCCCUUGUUACUGCAACCUAUCGACAUACCCAUUAACCUUGGUCAAGCAUUGCCAUGGAUUUCAUAGUUGAAUUGCCUAUGUCUGAGAGAAUGAUGGUAAUUCUAACAGUAGUGGACAGAUUCACGAAAAUGGCACACUUCAUUCUGUUACCUAAGUUGCCUUUCUCUCUGGAAUUGGCUAAAGUCUUUGCUAAAGAGGUAUUCCGUAUACAUGGGAUACCCCAAAAAAUGAUCUCUGACAGAGGUUCUCAAUUUGUGUCCAAAUUCUGGAGAGCAUUUUGUUCACAGAUGGGAAUUUCACUUAAAUUCUCGUCCGCUUAUCACCCUCAAACUAACGGGGCAGCAAAAAAGUCUAAUCAGAGAGUAGAAUAAUAUUUACAUUGUUUUGUCUCUAAAAAAUACAAAUGGUGAGAGCACUCAAAUAGAACAAAAAAUAAUACAGUGAUAUUACCCAAACUGGAUUAUAAUCUGAAAAUAAAAACAGAGAGAGAGAAAAACAUAGGGUAAUAACGUAAUAGGAAAUUAAAAAGACUCUACUACUGGUCUCACUCACAUAAAAAGAGCCACUUAGAUAGCUGGCUCAAACUUGCAUGCCUUGAAUCAAAAACUCUUAUUGGGCUUUCACUGGGUCCUUUCUGUAGUUGUAUUCCAUACACCACCAGGAAACGCAGGUUCAAGGGGUAAUAGUAAAAUUUAUUUUCCAAACGUAAAAGGAAUAAAUAAAAAACUACACAUACAAAAGAAAGUCCCUUAAGAAAACAGUCCAAAGAGCACCUGACGCGUUUCGGCAAUAAGCCUUCAUCCGAGUUGAUUUCCGUGAUCCAAAGCAUGCUGUUUUAUAUCUCUGCUCCUCGCGCCCUUUUUCCGCCGCAUUCGCGGCACUUUACUUCCGGGUUUGACGUCGGGACGCGUCCUGCGUCAUCACGUCCCGACGUCUGACUUCACUUCCGGUUCGCCGCAUAUUAGGACGUAUCGGGAACGUCAUAGAGAAAACAAAGUGUCAAAUGCACCCAAAAUUCACUUAACAAAAAACAAGGAAAACAAAAAAAAAGGGGAUAUACAACCCCAUCCACACAAAAAUAAUCAUAUAGUUUAUUAUAAUAAAUAAUACAUUUGGAUAAAUAUAAUUAAAAAAAAUAAUAAAAAAAUAACCUAGGAACCUGGAUAGCAAAAAAUGAAGAAUAAAUAAAUAAUAAAAGAAAAAAAUGUAUAAUAAAAAGGAAAAAAUAUAUCAAAAUGAAUAAUAUCUAAAAAUUGAUAAUAUAAUUAAAUAUAGAAUAAAAGAACUACUAUAUAUAAAAAUGACAAGAUAUGAUAAAUUAUAUAAAAUUAAAAUGUUCAUACAUAUUUAUUAAUCUCAAAAUCAACAUUAAGUCCUCGUGGUGUCAUCGUGUCAAGUUCAAACAUCCACUUCAUCUCUGCUAGUCCCAAAAUAUACUCUUUAUUUCCCCCUCUCCAAUGGAUUUUAAUUUGGUCAAUACCUAUAAACUCUAUACCUUUGGGAUCCCCAUUAUGGACUUGUAAAAAGUGGCUAGAGACACUAUGAUUAAUAAAUUUUCGUUGGAUAUUAUAUAUAUGUUCUCUAAUUCGGAUUUUUAGACUAUGUGUAGUUUUACCAAUAUAUUGAAACCCGCAUGGGCACGUUACCAUAUAGAUCACAUCUUUACUUGAACAUGUUAAAAAAGACUUAAUCUGGUAUCCUCUUUUAGUAACAGAGGAUACAAAUUUUGUAAUUUUCUUACUUUUAUUUAGUCUAAAAGAGCAACCUCUACAGGUACCACAAAAAUGGAACCCUUUGCUUCCCUUUAGAAAAUUGCCAUCUUUCUCAAUUUUUUCUUUAUCUAAAAAACUUUGAGUUAAGAUUUGUUUAAAAUUACUAGCCCCUCUAAAAAUAAAUCUAGGUUUAACAUUUAAAAAAGGGAGUACAUCAGGGUCUUCUUUAAGUACAUUCCAAUGUUUUUUAAUGACUUUUUGUAAUAAAUAGUUAUUAGUGCUAAAGUUAAAAAUAAGGGGAAUUUUUUCUCCAUCCUCUUUACUAUUUUUAUCUUCCAAAUUAUCUUUAUUCUUGUAUUUUAAAAGUGAUUGUCUCUCCUUCUCUCCAAUUUCCUUCUCAAUUUUAUCCAGAUUUUCUUUCUUAUAUCCUUUUUCGAUAAUUUUCCUCUUUAAAAUCUCUGCUUGUUUAAAAAAAUUCAUGUUCCUCGGUACAGUUCCUUUUUAACCUUAGAAACUGGCCCUUGGGAAUAUUACUAAGCCAAGGCCUAAAGUGACAACUUUUUAAAUCUAUAAAACUGUUGACAUCAACAGUUUAAAAAAAAGUCUUACUCUUAAUAACACACUCAUCUAUAUAUAUAAGAAGGUCUAAAAAAUUUAUUUGAUCUUUACUAAUUUCAUAAGAUAAAUUUAUAUUAUAAAAAUUCUGAUUAAGAGAAAGGAUAAAUUGUUCUAAAGACUUCCUAUUCCCUUUCCAUACAAUAAAAAUGUCAUCAAUAUAAGGGUUUAUAUAGGACCAGAUUUGCCCCGAUGUCCUCCCUAGAGAAGAUAUACUUUUCUUCCCAAAAGGACAUAAAAAGGUUCGCAUAACUCGGGGCAAAUCUGGUCCCCAUGGCCGUACCGUACCAGAUUUGCCCCGAGUUAUGCGAACCUUUUUAUGUCCUUUUGGGAAGAAAAGUAUAUCUUCUCUAGGGAGGACAUCGGGGCAAAUCUGGUCCUAUAUAAACGUUAUAUUGAUGACAUUUUUAUUGUAUGGAAAGGGAAUAGGAAAUCUUUAGAACAAUUUAUCCUUUCUCUUAAUCAGAAUUUUUAUAAUAUAAAUUUAUCUUAUGAAAUUAGUAAAGAUCAAAUAAAUUUUUUAGACCUUAUAUAUAUAGAUGAGUGUGUUAUUAAGAGUAAGACUUUUUUUUAAACUGUUGAUGUCAACAGUUUUAUAGAUUUAAAAAGUUGUCACUUUAGGCCUUGGCUUAGUAAUAUUCCCAAGGGCCAGUUUCUAAGGUUAAAAAGGAACUGUACCGAGGAACAUGAAUUUUUUUAAACAAGCAGAGAUUUUAAAGAGGAAAAUUAUCGAAAAAGGAUAUAAGAAAGAAAAUCUGGAUAAAAUUGAGAAGGAAAUUGGAGAGAAGGAGAGACAAUCACUUUUAAAAUACAAGAAUAAAGAUAAUUUGGAAGAUAAAAAUAGUAAAGAGGAUGGAGAAAAAAUUCCCCUUAUUUUUAACUUUAGCACUAAUAACUAUUUAUUACAAAAAGUCAUUAAAAAACAUUGGAAUGUACUUAAAGAAGACCCUGAUGUACUCCCUUUUUUAAAUGUUAAACCUAGAUUUAUUUUUAGAGGGGCUAGUAAUUUUAAACAAAUCUUAACUCAAAGUUUUUUAGAUAAAGAAAAAAUUGAGAAAGAUGGCAAUUUUCUAAAGGGAAGCAAAGGGUUCCAUUUUUGUGGUACCUGUAGAGGUUGCUCUUUUAGACUAAAUAAAAGUAAGAAAAUUACAAAAUUUGUAUCCUCUGUUACUAAAAGAGGAUACCAGAUUAAGUCUUUUUUAACAUGUUCAAGUAAAGAUGUGAUCUAUAUGGUAACGUGCCCAUGCGGGUUUCAAUAUAUUGGUAAAACUACACGUAGUCUAAAAAUCCGAAUUAGAGAACAUAUAUAUAAUAUCCAACGAAAAUUUAUUAAUCAUAGUGUCUCUAGUCACUUUUUACAAGUCCAUAAUGGGGAUCCCAAAGGUAUAGAGUUUAUAGGUAUUCACCAAAUUAAAAUCCAUUGGAGAGGGGGAAAUAAAGAGUAUAUUUUGGGACUAGCAGAGAUAAAGUGGAUGUUUGAACUUGACACGAUGACACCACGAGGACUUAAUGUUGAUUUUGAGAUUAAUAAAUAUGUAUGAACAUUUUAAUUUUAUAUAAUUUAUCAUAUCUUGUCAUUUUUAUAUAUAGUAGUUUUUUUAUUCUAUAUUUAAUUAUAUUAUCAAUUUUUAGAUAUUAUUCAUUUUGAUAUAUUUUUUCCUUUUUAUUAUAAAUUUUUUCUUUUAUUAUUUAUUUAUUCAUUUUUUGCUAUCCAGGUUCCUAGGUUAUUUUUUUAUUAUUUUUUUUAUUAUAUUUAUCCAAAUGUAUUAUUUAUUAUAAUAAACUAUAUGAUUAUUUUUGUGUGGAUGGGGUUGUAUAUCCCCUUUUUUUUUGUUUUCCUUGUUUUUUGUUAAGUGAAUUUUGGGUGCAUUUGGCUCUUUUGGACAUGUAAUGCCAGCGGCAGUAUAAUGGAAGGACACUUUGUUUUCUCUAUGACGUUCCCGAUACGUCCUAAUAUGCGGCGAACCGGAAGUGAAGUCAGACGUCGGGACGUGAUGACGCAGGACGCGUCCCGACGUCAAACCCGGAAGUAAAGUGCCGCGAAUGCGGCGGAAAAAGGGCGCGAGGAGCAGAGAUAUAAAACAGCAUGCUUUGGAUCACGGAAAUCACCUCGGAUGAAGGCUUAUUGCCGAAACGCGUCAGGUGCUCUUUGGACUGUUUUCUUAAGGGACUUUCUUUUGUAUGUGUAGUUUUUUAUUUAUUCCUUUUACGUUUGGAAAAUAAAUUUUACUAUUACCCCUUGAACCUGCGUUUCCUGGUGGUGUAUGGAAUACAACUACAGAAAGGACCCAGUGAAAGCCCAAUAAGAGUUUUUGAUUCAAGGCAUGCAAGUUUGAGCCAGCUAUCUAAGUGGCUCUUUUUAUGUGAGUGAGACCAGUAGUAGAGUCUUUUUAAUUUCCUAUUACGUUAUUACCCUAUGUUUUUCUCUCUAUCUGUUUUUAUUUUCAGAUUAUAAUCCAGUUUGGGUAAUAUCACUGUAUUAUUUUUUGUUCUAUUUGAGUGCUCUCACCAUUUGUAUUUUUUAUUGUCACUUGUAUUUAUUUAGUGGUUUUGGUGGCUCCACUGAGGUGAUUGUAGCACCAUUUUUCUUGUUUAGGAUCUAUUCACCAGUACAUUUUAUUGUCAUUUAUUGUUUUGUCUCUGCUCACCAAGAUGAUUGGGUCGACUUGCUUCCUUGGGCUGAGUUUGCUCUAAAUAAUGUGAUUUCUGAUGUGACUCAACAAAUCCCCUUCUUCUUAAACUAUGGUUUUCACCCUGUGAUCCUUCCAUCUGCAUUUCCUUCACGGGGAUUGCCGAUGGUUGAUCAACAUGUUGAGGACCUAAAGAAAGUCUGAAAUCAAGUUCAACGAUUGCUGGCUCAUAACAUGUCUCUUGAUAAAAAGCUUGCAGAUAGGAGUAGACUUGAUGCCCCAGUAUAUACAGGUGAUAAGGUCUGGUUGAGUACAAAACAUAUCCAAAAAUAAGAAUGUAGGCUGAACUUGAUGGACGCAAGUCUCUUUUCAGCUAUGUAACUAUGUAACUAUGUAACCUUAAAGUCCCAUCUAUGAAAUUUGCACCGAGAUUGAUUGGUCCAUAUAAGGUGGUAAGACGGGUCAACCCUGUGGCGUAUUGUAUUGAAUUGCCUCACUCCUUUCACAUCUCCAAUGUUUUCCACAUAACCUUAUUGAAUCCCUUGAUGUGUAGCCGGUUCACUAGUCCUGUGGUACCCCCUUCUCCGGUUCAGGUGGAGGACCAGGAGGAAUACGAGGUUAGUGCUAUUCUGGACUCACGGAUUUCUAGGGGUUCUCUCCAAUAUUUGGUCCGUUCAUUCCACUCUCGGUUUCCUAACCACCCUGGCUCUUCACCGCCCAGUGUUCGGUCCUCGAGUUGGUGGUACUGUCAGGUUACCUUAUGUAUCAGUCAGGAGCAUGUCACAGGCUGGCAUCUCAUUGCACGGUACUGGGGACACUGCUACUAACUUUCAGCUUGUCCCUAGCAAUUCUCACGCCAGCCGCAAUAAACCCACCUUUUUUUAUGACGCGGCUAAUGAGCGCCGACGUCAUGACGCUAAGAAUGUCACAGCCCGUCAAGGUACCUACCUAAGCGAACACGGUAUUUAACCCCUUAAGGACCAAACUUCUGGAAUAAAAGGGAAUCAUGACACAUCACACAUGUCAUGUGUCCUUAAGGGGUUAAAGAGAAACCAGGGAGAGACUCAUUGCCCUGUUGUGGUUCUUGUUUGACCCAAGAGUGCAUAUUCCGUAUUGGUAUUCUUACUUUGGCUUAGUUUGACUAUUCCUCCUUCUGUGUUCCUUUGACCUCGGUUAUUGCAUUAUCGUUGAUCCUGAUUUCUGGUACCACUGACCUCGGCUCGCUAUUUGACUAUUCUUUGUUUGUGUAGUGUUAGUCCGGCCAUCCUAAGGUCCAGUUGAAUUUAUGUACUUAAAAGAAAUUGCAGGUUGGUUUUGCCCUCUUUGGCUAACACUUUUUCAUUUUCUGGUUUAGCCCAUAUACUCGCUUUUUUGCAUGUAUUAUUGGCUUCCUUAUAUCUUAUUUUGGAUGCUUCUGAUUUGUCUGAUUUAGCCCCUUAAGGACGCUGGACGAAAAUUUUCCAUCAUUGCAGUCCUCCCCUUAAGAACACAGGAUGGAAAAUGUCCAUCCAUUACUAAAAUUAACCCCAGAUUGUGGCAAUUGUGGGGUUAAUGCUCCUGCAGUCAGCCUCUUUGACUGAGGCUGACUGCAGCAGGCAAUCUCACUAUUACAGCUCAUGUUAUUGCUUUCACACUUUCUGCAGUGAAACAUGUUCUGCCUCCCUGCACUUCUGUAUAGGUGCUGAUCUGCUUCUCACUGCUGAAAAAGUGUGAGCUUAAAAUAACAACCCACUUUACCUCUUUCUAAUACAAUGAGACCCCCUUCCCUGCCUUUUGAUCAAUGUCUGCAGUGAUCAAAAUACAGAUCACAAUAUUUCACAGAUUUUCUUUUAGAUUUUCUUUUUACCCUCUGAGGUUUAUUUUUAUUAUUUUUAAACCUUGGGAGCUAAAGUUAGUUAGUUACUUAAUUACUUGUAAUUUAUUUAUUUUUUAGGUAGGGUGUGUAGACGUUAGUGGGGAGUUGGGGGAUUUACUGUUAUGCUAGGCAGGGGCUAACAAUCAGAAGACUUUUAAAAAGUGAAAAAAACAAGUUUCAAAAAAGGGAAUAAAAUGCUUACUACACUACACUUGGUAAAGACUAGCAAAAAAAAUCCCAUGCUAAAGUUUAAAAUAUGCCUUUUGAAAUGGGGAGUCUUUUUUAAGAAAUGGUAUGCCUAUAUAGGGUUGUUGGAAUAAGCAACCUGCUAAGAAAAACUCCAUAGAGGGACAUUGACCCAGCGUAAAAAUUCAAAGUUUGAAAAAAAAUUUAAUGGCUGUGUUUCAAAUGUACCCAUUCAAUGUUCACAUAUACUGAAAAAGGUACAUACGAGGGUAUUGUCCUACUUCAACAACAUAGCUGAGCAACAUAUGACAUAUUAUACAGCCAUAGCACACAUACAUUUUGCAAAAUAUACAUUGCAAACACACUGUGUGUUUUAAAAAGGCAGAAAAGAUAUACCUUUUGAAAUACCUUGGGGUGUUUUCUUUAAGAAAUGUUAUGCCUUUGUGGGAUAGUUAGAAUAAAUAAUUUGCUAAAAUACUUCAAAAUAGAACACAGACCAUCAAAAAAAUCUCAAAUUGUCACAUCUUGUAUACAGCACUGUACCUUCACAAAAUCGUGUCUGUCAUACAUUGUUGACAGGCAAGGUACGUUGAGUAUUGUUUAACUCCAAAGAGGUAGCUGAGCAUAAUUUUGGGAAUUUUAUGAGAGUGGCACAUAUCAGCAAAAAUCAUGUAUGUAAACAAUGAGAUUUUUUUUCUCACCACAAUUUUUUACAUUUAUUUUUUUUUAAAUCAGAUAGGUAUUGUGUUGUGAUCUAUAUGAAAUCAAUGUGUCAUCAUUUGUUCAGACACUGGGUUCAUUUAGUCAAUUUUUUAUUAUUUCAUUGUGUUUCAUUGCAUUUUGGUCUAUUUAAAAUCCUAUCUUUAUUUUAACCUUUAAUCAAUGAUUAAUUGACAGGUGAACAAAAAUGCAUGACUAACAAACAUAUAGUGAGACAUUGAUCAAGUGCUAGUAUACGUUAACUAAAUAUAUAUGGUUAUAUUACUAGCUUUACUAGUUUUAUAGUUCUAGUUAGCGUUCAUUCAUUUUUCUCAUUCAGACAAGUGAAACAACUUAGAAUAUAGAGUCAAUAUAUAUAUAAACAAGGUAUUAUCUAGAGUAUGGCAAACGGCUAAGUUUCUGUUAGAGAAGAGGAUACAAACGUCAAUUCAUGCCCAAGGGUGCAUUAUAUAAUCUACAGCGAUUAUCAAGCGAGUCAUUUGCAGAAUUCAUCUGGCUAAAUUUCUGUAUGUAAUCAAUGUUAAGAAAUUUGAGUGAUGUUCAAUGUAGAAAUUGUGUUCAAGUUAGACCAUAUAGCUUUGUGUAAAUUAAUCUUAUCUGCAUUUCUAUAAAACCUUUUUUUCAUUUUGCCCUGGUAUUCUAUCUUACCGGCUAUUUCUGACCAGUUAGGUGCAAUAGGUGCCUUCCAAUUUUUUGCUAUUAUAAGCUUUAUGGCCAUAAACAAAUGUAUUAGGAAUGCUUUUUGUUCAGAAUUGCAGAUGGGAAAAUCUAGAUGAAAUAAGAAUGUACUAUGUUUUCUUUAAUCUCUGAUAGGCCUUUACACUCCCAACACAUAUAAUACAAUCUAAAUAAAUACACUAUAUACACACAAGCAUGCAAUAGUGAAAAAAGUGUGUAGCGCUCAGCAAUUGUCACUUACUCCCCAAUAUUACUUUAGGGUUUGUAAGGUGCCUGGGUAGUCCUUGUUGCAAUCCCAAUAAGUUCCUCAAAGAAAACAGAGAAUAAAACAGGGGGAAAUCGCCCUGGUGUUGAAAUCCUUAUGAUUAAAAUGACAAAUAUAAACAGAAAGGUGAAGGUUGCUUCUCACCUGGAAAAGAGCCUGUAACUUGGCUCUGAGUAUGACAGCUUAUGAGUCUUGUUAAAGGGAUGACUCUUGCCCUCUUUUAGCAGGAUAGAAGAUGUCCCAAGUGUAUGUAUUAAAAUUGAAUUUAUUGCAUAAACAUUAAAAACAUCAAUAAAAUUCAUACAUUACACUGGUAUCUUGUCCAAAACGCGUUUCACCGACCUCUCUCGGCUUUCUCAAUUGGUAACUACUAUCCUACUCAAUCCUGAUUAAAAUCCCCCCCUCCGAGAGAGGUCGGUGAAACGCGUUUUGGACAAGAUACCAGUGUAAUGUAUGAAUUUUAUUGAUGUUUUUAAUGUUUAUGCAAUAAAUUCAAUUUUAAUACAUACACUUGGGACAUCUUCUAUCCUGCUAAAAGAGGGCAAGAGUCAUCCCUUUAACAAGACUCAUAAGCUGUCAUACUCAGAGCCAAGUUACAGGCUCUUUUCCAGGUGAGAAGCAACCUUCACCUUUCUGUUUAUAUUUGUCAUUUUAAUCAUAAGGAUUUCAACACCAGGGCGAUUUCCUCCUGUUUUAUUCUCUGUUUUCUUUGAUGAACUUAUUGGGAUUGCAACAAGGACUACCCAGGCACCUUACAAACCCUAAAGUAAUAUUGGGGAGUAAGUGACAAUUGCUGAGCGCUACACACUUUUUUCACUAUUGCAUGCUUGUGUGUAUAUAGUGUAUUUAUUUAGAUUGUACUGUAAUAGGUUUCGAGAGUACCUAUUUUUGUGUGAGAGCUGCUGCACUAAGAGCACUUUCUAAUUUGUUUUAAGCGCCUUUGUGAACACAGAUUACCGUGUGAAUUUGUCACAUAUAAUACAAUGUUCCUUUGGAACUGGCACAUCUCCAACAUAUAUCCAAAUAGUUGGUUUAACUUUCUUGAUUCUAUAGGGGUAAGAUACCCUCUGUGAAUAAUUUUGAAAAAAGUUAUGUGCAGACUAAGACUUUGAGUAAUUUUUCUAACUUGUAUAAAAGCCACCCCCCCAUUCAUCUAUAGAGAAGGAUUUGUUUAAAUCUUCUACCCAUUUAUUUAAUGAUGCUGGUUUCUCAGUAUCCAUUAAACUUUUUUAUAAUUGAGUAGUUUUAGAAAUAAGUUUAGUUUUUAAUUGUUUAUUAAUGAGGUUUUUAAACUCUGAGUGCUCUUUACUCUCUUAAGACAUUAUCAAAUGUUUAAUUCUAAUCUAAUUGAAUAACUCACAUUCAGGUAGUUCAGAUUGGAUUUUUAAACUAUCAAAUGGUUUAAGUUUCCCUAAUGGGGCAAUUUGAGAUAAAUUGUGGAUAUUACAUUGUCUCCAUUUAGUUACAUAUAUAUCCUGUAUAUAGAAUUGUAAGACUUCGAUGGGAGUUGAUUGAAGAAGUUUAUAAGUAAUUCCCAGUUUAUUCUUAAAUAUUUUUAAUGACGUUAUUAUGUGUCUCAAACUUAUUUUCGAGGAAGUAAAAAAUUUAUAAUACUUAAAAUUAAUCCAGACUAAAUUAAAUAAUGACUUUUUUAUGGCUAGCUUUCCAGUCAUAUUCUUCUGUUGUUUUCCAUCCUGGAUUUAGUGCUAUCUGGCUGUCCCAUAAAAGGAAGUGAGUAAACAUCAUAGUAUCAUGCAUUUCUAUUAUAUCUGGAAAAUGUAUUCCACAUUUUCAAGCUUUUUUAGUUAAAAUCUAAAAUGCUAUUCUAGGUAUUUUGCCUUUCCAAAUGAUCUCCAUAAAUUGUUUCUUAACCCCUUAAUGACGAGUGACGGACAAGGUCCGUCACUCAGGGGAUUGCCAUAAUGACGAGUGACGGACCUCGUCCAUCACCCGUUAAAAUUAACCCCGGAUCGCCGCUAUCACGAUGAACGCUGGGUUAAUGGUGCUCCGGUCUGCCUCUGUAUUAGCAUGUCAUUAGCAUCAGCUUGUCAGAGCGAGCACAUAUGCUUAGUAUACUUACCUUCCACCUCCCUGCACCUCCUGGUUCUGUGUGAAGGGCAGGGAGCCGGAACAGUGCUGAUCCUGCCCCCUGUAAAAAAAAAAACAAAAAAAAAGUUUAUUUAAAAUCCCACCCCCCUUUACUCAUUUUAAUUAAAAAUUAACCCCUUCCCUGCCAAUUGAUCACUGACUACAGUGAUUAAUUGGCAGGGACUACAUUUUACUGUCAUCUGAUUUUUUUUUUUUUAACCCUCAGGGGUUAAAUGUAUUUAAUUAAUUUAAAUAUUUAAAAAUUAUAUAUUUAGGGGUAUAUGGUGUUAGGCUAACUAGGGGUUAACGUUAAAAGUUUUAAAAGAAACUUUAAAAAGUUAAAAAUUAAGCUAAAAAAAGUUUUAAUAACGUUUAAGUAAAAAAAAAAAAAAAAAUACCCCCCUUUACCAAGUCCAAUUAAGAAGUAACCCCUUCCCUGACAGUCGAUCACUGCCUACAGUGAUCAAAAUACAGAUCACAGUAUUAUACUGUGAUCUAAUUUGUUUUAACCCCUGAGGAUUAACUUUUAUUUAUUUUUUAACCCUCAGGGGUUCAAUUUAUUUAAGUAAUUAAUUUAAAUAUGUUAUAAUUAUAUAUUUUGCUAGCUGGGGUGGGUGGGAGUUAUGGGAAAAUGGGGAAUUUACUGUUAGUGCUGCUUACUGCUAGUUAGGGGUUAACAGUAAAAAAAAAAAAAAUAGUAUGUGUUUGUGGGGAAGUUUCAAUAACCAACCGUCUAAACUACUCCAAACUGGAACAUGGACACAGCGUAAAACUUCAAAGUUAGAAAAAAAAUGAAUGGCUGCGUCUCAAAUGCGCCCCUUCAACAUCCACAUAUACCUGGCAAAGGUACAUACGAUGGUAUUGCUGUACUCAGACGACAUAGCUGAGCAACAUAUGAAGUAUUAUACAGUCGUAGCACACAUAAGGUUUGCAAAAUAUACUGUGCAAACUCACUUUGUGUGUCAAAAAGGCAGAAAAAACACUUAUUACCACUACACUUGGUACAAGCUAGCGGAAAAAUGAUCCCACGCUAAGGUUCAAAAUUUGCUGUUUGAAAUACCCUGGGAUGUCUUCUUUAAGAAAUGGUAUGGCUUUAUGGGGUAUUUGGAUUAUAUAGCCUGGUAAAAUACUCUAUAAUGGGACAUGGGCACAGCAUAAAAAUGUAAAGUUUGAAAAAAACUGAAAUGGCUGUGUCCCAAAUGUGCCCCUCCGAUGUCCACAUAUACCUGGCAAAGGUACAUACGGGGGUAUUGCUGUACUCAGCCGACAUAGCUGAGCAACAUAUGAAGUAUUAUACACUAGUAGCACACAUAAGGUUUGCAAAAUAUACUGUGCAAACUCACUUUGUCUGUCAAAAAGUCAGUAAAAAUACUUAUUACCACUACAAUUGGUACAAGCUAGCAGAAAAAUGAUCCCACGCUAUAUACCUUUUGAAAUACCCUGGGGUGUCUACUUUAAGAAAUGGUAGGCCUUUGUUGGGUAGUUUGAAUUUAAACCCUGCUAAGAUGCUUGGAAAUUGCACAUAGGCCCAGCGUCAAAAUUCAAAGUUCGGCAAAAACUGAUAUGGCUUGGUCUCCUAUAUGGCACUAUAGCUUCACGAAAUAGUGCCAAAGACAUUCAUUGGGGGUGUCUUUUUACUCAGAAGACUUAGCCGGGCAUAAUGUGGGGGGUUUGAACUUAGUGGCACACAGGGGCGGGCUGGGCCGGGGGGCAGGGAGGCAGUUGCCCCCCAGGCAGCCCUAAAUUCUUUUAAGACCGGCCACUGCAGGGCCAGCCCUUUAAAUGCUGCAGCCGCCUGAGCACUCUUUUAAGAGCCUCAGGCGGCUGCACCUGCUUCUCUCCUCCCCUGCCCUCCCCUCCCCUGUAGCGCAGCCGAGCUCCUCUGCGGUCCGCUGUGCACUGAGUGUGCACCUUCACAUCACUCCCGCCGGGCACCGCGGACCGGAGAGCAGCUCGGCGACGCUACAGGGGAGGGGAGGAGAGGUGAGGGGGAAGCAUAAGUGAAGGAGGAGGGGAGAGCAUAAGUGAAGGAGGAGGGGAGAGAGUAAGUGAAGGAGGGGGGAGAGUAAGUGAAGGAGGGGGGAGAGAGUAAAUGAAGGGCGGAGAGUAAGUGAAGGAGGGGGAGAGAGUGAGAGGGGGGGGUAAGGGGGAGAGUAAGAAGGAGGAAGUGAAGGAGGGAGUAAGUGAAGGAGGGGGGAGAGUAAGUGAAGGAGGGAUUAAGGGGGAGGGGAGAGAGUAAGUGAAGGAGGGGGAGGGAAGGAGAGUAGAGGUAAGGAGGAGGGAGAGUAAGUGAAGGAGGGGAGAAUAAGUGGGGAGAGUAAGGAAGGAGGGGGGAGGGAAGGUAAGGGGGAGAGUGAAGGUAAGGAAGGAAGAGAGGUGAAGUAGAGUGGAAGGGGUAGAAGAGGUUGAGUGUGCUGAAGGGAAGAGAAAGUGAAGGAGGGGGAUUAAGGAAGGGGAGAGUAAGUGAAGGAGGGGGGAGUAAGAAGAAGGGGGUAUGAAAAACAGGGGGUAAGAAGAACAAGGGGGGGAGUGAGAAGAACAAGGUGGGAGUGAGAAGAACACAAGGAGGAGGGGGAGAGUAAGGGUGAGGAGAAGGGGAGAUGAGGAGAAGGGGGGACUGAGAAGAACACAGGGAGGGUGGGUGGUGAGAAGAACAUGGAGAGGGGGUAAGAAGAACACAGGGAGGGGGGAGGUGAGGAGAACACAGGGAGGGGGGAGGUGAGGAGAACACAGGGAGGGGGGAAGUGAGAAGAACACAUGGAGGGUGGAUGAGAAGAGCACAGGGAGGGUGUGUGAGUGUGAGAAGAGAACGCUAGGGGAGGGUGGGGGAGAGGAGAGACCACUAAGGGGCAGGGGAGAGCUCUAAGGGACAGAAGGGACAGCUCUAUAGGACAGGGGACAAGACAGGGAGCUCUUUCACACUACGCACACACACACACACAAUGCAUCCCUAUACAUACACAGAAACACACAAUGCUUCCCUUGCACACAAACACACAAUGUAUCCAUUACAUACACACAAUGCAACCCUUACACAGAAAGACAAUGCAUCCUUUGCACACAUACACAGAAACACACAAUGCAAACCCUUACACACAUAUGCAAACACACACACUGCUUUUCUUACAUACACACAGAAACACAAUGCAUCUUGUGGCGAAACCGACCUCGCCACUGGGCAUUGGAGAAGACUGAUUGCCAGCCUCCUGCCAUGUGACUAUGGCCCUUGGGAUGUAUUGCCCUUUAAAGACAUGAUUUGGGCAUAAGGGAUUUGUGUUGUGCUGCUGCUGGCCCUUUUAAGAACCAUCUGGGGACAUACUGUGGAGUUACUGGGUGGCCACCAUUUCCUGUAUCAGAAGCACAUGGUGAGAACAAUGGAUGGCGGCCAUUUUAACUCACAGACACUGUUUGGACUUUUCAACACGGUGCCAUCUCGCCAGUAUUUGUUGCACAGAGACAUCGUGCGGUGGUUUUGGACUAUACAGCAGGGGACACAUUAUACAGUGAUUGUUUUUUAUUUAGCCUGUAUAUGUUCUGCAGAAUCUGCAUUAAACUGUAUUUUACAAAGUACUGAACGGAUCUGGGUGAAUUUUGGCUAUGUGGUUCACCCAGAUCCCCCAGUUUCAAGGAUAUACUUUUUAUGGGGUUAUUGCAUGUUUUGGCGUCCCUGUGAUGUGUUUUAUGAAACUGUAUUUCUCUGGCUGUGAUAAUUAGAUUACCCAUUGUGUUCAGUAAUCAUAUCACAGCCAGAGGGGAGGAUUUUGUGUGGCAGUGUCUGUGUGUAUUGUAUGGAUUGAUUGGCUGUUUUGUAACGCCCUGUGGGCUGUACUAUGUUUGUGGAUUGGGAAUAAAAGAGACUGUAUGUGACAGUACAGGGAGUUCCUGUUUUAACCCUCAAAGUGAAGUUUUGUCUCAUUAUUGGGGGAAGGAUUUAUUGUAUGCUGUUCCAGUUUGACUGCUAGGAGAGUAAACCUAUUCGUAUGGUUCCUAUUCAACUGUCUACAGCAUUAAUAUGCUUGAGAGAAGGUAUACGCUUCUCUGGUUCGGUGAUUGUGGCGUCUGCUGCAGUGCUUGGAGUCCUCAGGAAGCGCUAGGAGCAUCUUUCAACGGAGGUACCCAGUCGGGGUGCCAGGCGAUCCGUUACACAUCUCUUACACACACUCAAUGCACACACUUACAGACACACACCUUGCAUCCCUUAUGCAUACAAACACAGAUUCAGGCAAUGCAUCCCUUACACACAACCAGAAACAAACAAUACAUCCCUUAUACAGAAAUACACACUGCUUCCACUACACACAAACACACUGCAUCACCUGCACAAACUGGUAUCCCUAUACACUACAUCCCAUAAGCACACAUAUUAGAUCCUCUACAAUAACACAUAACACAUCCCCUACGCACUCCACUCCCUGUGAGCGAACUCAUGGGUGGGUGGAACAUAUAAGUGGACUUAUGAGUGGGUCUUGUGGGCAUACUCACAGUCAGGCCCUGGGGCCCAGACCUUGAGCUGUGUAAGGGGCCCCCCAAAAAUGGAGCUGCUUCUAAUUCUCCUAGAACAUUGAAUUUUGUGACCACAGUUGCAAACAGCCUCCAUAAAUCCUGUUCUACACCAGACCAGUGGAGCCAAACUGCAGCCCAUCAUCAUCCUCAUCUGGUUGUAAGUAGGCAAUCAAGUAUAUUAUAAGUGACACUAAUCUAUAAUUUACCUCGCAUUAAAGGGACACUAUAGUCCCCAGAAUGACUGCAGCUUAAUGAAGUGGUUCUGGUGUCUAUAGCCGGUCCCUGCAGGCUUUUUAAUGUAAACACACACUGUGUGCAGCACUGGCGUUAGUUUGUAUGGCAGCUCAUAUAGUUGGGGCAUUGUGAUGUCACAUGGGGGGCGGCAAAUACAGCUGUUCCCCAUGCAGCCACAGGUGCUGCUGUGCUGGGAGAUUGUGAUUACUCUUCACUUCCUCCCAGCCUACAGAGCAGUGCAUGGGAGAGAGAGAGGAGGAGGCAUGAUUUAAUCUUACAACAAAUCCAGUAAGCAAAUCUUUAUAAAUUUGGGGGGGAAUCAGCUCUGUUUCCACAGUUUAUUGGUGUUUACUCUGAUGUCUGUAUUAAUAUUAAGGAAUUUCUAAGUAGUAACAUCAGUGUGUGUCAGCAGGGCUAGCCGUUGGGGUAUGCACGCUGUGUGGUCAUGCAGGGUGCCAUGACAACAGAGGUGCCCGGUGGACAACACAGCUCACAAAUUGGGGACACCAGCCUAUUCAAUUUAAACGAUUCGUUGGUGGUCCACUGGUGCGCACCAGCAGUAGGUGCAGUCAGAUUAUAGCCUCUCCCUCGUGGUUCCGGCGCUCAGUUUGUGAGUCAGAGCACAGGCUCAGAGAUUCUCAGCCUGCGCUUUAACAACAUUGAAAGUCAGAGCUGUGAAGGAGCGGGCAUGGCAAAGAGCUACUGAUUAGCAUAACAUCAAUAUCCAUUAUAAAACCAGGAAAAGGUGGGCAUCAUUGCACUGAUUUGGUGGUGCAAUGGGCCACUUGACUGGUUUUGCCCCCAGGCCUAAGGCUGCCAUUGGUGAAAAAAUGGGGGCAUGUUAAGGCACAAUAUGCACCUUAUGAGAUACCCUGGAGUGUCUACUUUUACAAAUGUCAUUUUACUCAGAAGACUUAGCUGAGCAUAAUUUGACGGGUUUGAACUUAGUGGCACAUGUGAAAUAUACAAAAUUCCCAGCAAAAAUGCAAUCCAUGUGUAAAAAACGCACAAAAUUCGUUUUUUACCACAUACUUUGGCAUAUAUUGGUGAAAAAAUGGAGGCAUGUUAAGGCACAAUAUGCACCUUAUGAUAUACCCUGGAGUGUCUACUUUUACAAAUGGUAGGCCUUUGUGGGCUUUUUUGAACAGUCAAACUGUUAUAAUACCCCAAAUGGAAGCAUAGGCUCAUUAAAUCCAUCUCUCAAAAUUCUACUGUGAAUACUGAAAAGAACAGGCCUCCUAUGUGGCAUUGUAACUUCACGAAAUAAUGCCAAAGACAUUCAAUGGGGGUGUCAUUUUACUCAGCAGAUGUAACUGAACACAAAAUAAAACUUUGUACAGGAAUAGCACACACCAACUUUACAAAAUACACAUGAGAAUUUCUUUGUUAUAAGUUUGUGUGCCAAAAACCAAAAAGAAAACACAAUUUUACUCCAAUAUUUAGCAGAGGUUGUGGUGAAAUGGCUACGUAGAAAGUGUCAAAACAACACUAGGUAAAUAGCCUGUAAUGUCUACUUUAUAUAAAUAUACACUUUUGUGUGGCAAUUUUGUUUUCUUUUAUGGCUAUUAAGCUUACAAGACAAACAUACCAAAUUCUAAAAUCGCUCCACAUUAAAAGUUUAUUUUACUCCUUGUGCUUUGUGACCUGUAACUACCAAAAAAACUUAAAAUCCCAGACACAUUAUAUAUUCUGUAAAUCAGAACAACUAAAUUAAUGUAUUUUUAAUUACUUUCCUUAACCUGCACUAAUUAUGCACACAUUAUUAUUGCAAAAAUUGUAAAAAAAACAUUUGCAUUUGUCUGUAUUUUUUAUAAUAAAUAAGCAUAUAUAUAUAUACAUAUAUAUAUAUAUAUAUAUAUAUAUAUAUAUAUAUAUAUAUCUUACAUCAAAUUAAAGCCCUUUCUGUCCUUUAAAAAACGAUAUAUAAUAUGUGUCAGUGCAAUAAAUUUGUAAAAUUCAAAUUGCAGUUGAACGCAAACAACAAAAAAUGCUGUUGUGAUUAAGUGAAAGUCAAGCUUCUGAAGCUCUGUCCUUAAGGGUUAAAUGGAUAAAGUAGAUGUCUUGGAACUCUUAAGGGUAAAGAAUUAAGCGAAUUGUUCAAUUUUGGGAAAAUAUAUGCAGAGAUUGUAUUCAACCUGUCAAGCCAAGAUAUUUUGAGGCCUUUCUAUUUUUGAAAAUAUUCUUUAAAUUAUGAUAAUAAUACCAUAUAAUUAUCCUUUACUAUCUUGUUCAUGUCAGUUCUAACAUGUAUUUCAAGAUAUUUAAUUAUUUUGUUGUUCCAAUAUCUCACUCCCAGUAUCUCCUGAUCAUUUGAGGUUAUAUUUACUGUUGUUAUUUAAGUUUUGUUCAUAUUAAUUUUGUAUCCAGAAUAAUGACCAAAUUCAUUAAGUACUUCUAGAACUUGUGGAAUGGAUAUUCAUGGAUUGGACAGAGUGAGAAGGACAUAAUCUGCAUAUAGAGGGAUUUUGUGAUUCUCUCCAUUUAUGUUUAGGCCAUAAAUAUGAUCUUUCUGUCUAAUGCUGCCAGAGGUACAAUGGAUAAAAUAUACAACAAUGGUGCCAAUAGGCAGCCUUGCCUGGUUCAAUUCUUAAUGUUUAACCAGUCAGAUGUCAUACCAGGGCUAAUAAAUCUUGCUUGAUGGGCUGUAUAGAGUGUCAUAAUGCUUUCUUUAAAAAAAAAAACUGUCAGACCAAAAUUCUCCAACACCACAUCCAGGAAGCUCCAGUUCAUACUGUCGAAUGCUUUUUCCACAUAUAAAGCUAUAAAAACAGAAAGAUACAUCAUAAACAUUCGAGUAGCUUAUCAGAUUUAUAAUUUUCUGGGUGUUAUCAACCAUAUCCCUUUGCAAAAUGAAUCCAGUUUGGUCCUUAUGUAUAAAUUCAGGGAUGAUUGAUUUAAGUCUUUCUGCAAAUAUCUUGGAAAAUAUCUUUAUAUCUAAGUUAAUUAAAGAGAUGGGGCAGUAAUUCGACAGGCUAACAGGUUAUUUUCCUGGUUUGGGAAUCAGGAGAAUAUUGGCUUGUAAUAAUUCUUGUGGAAUGAAUCUACUAGAGGUAAAUUUAUUAAAAGUCUGCUGUAGAAUUGUUGAAAUUUCAUUUUCAAAUGUUUUAUAAAAAAUUGCAGAAAAGCCGUCUGGUCCUGGGGACUUUCUUUUUUUAACCAUUUUAUUGUAUUUUGUACUUUUAUAAUAGAGAUCAGUUUAUUCAACUGCUGAAGUUUUAGUGGAUUCAUUUUUGGAAGUUUAAAUUUUUUCAAGUUAUUUUUUUUAUCAUGCUCUUCUGAAUUACUUUAUUCUUGUUUCUUUUAUUGUAUAGAGAUUGGUAAUAUGUCUUAAAGGCUUCUCUGAUUUGUUUAGGUGAAAGUAAGAUUUUAUUACCCAUUUUUAUUUUCUUAAAAUGAUCAUUCCUCCUUUUAAAUUUUAAUUUAUUAGAGAUAAGUUUAUCAAUUCAAUUAUAAUUUGAAUACAAUAUUUAACUUUAAUAGAGUUUUGAAUAGAUGCAAUUUUUGUUAGAGGUAAUUAAAUUUGAAGUGGCUUUAUUUAUUUUCUCCUGUUCCGACAAGGAAAUAUAAAGAUUAGAUAAAGAUUUUUAACCCUCAGAAAAAUAGGUGCAUGGCAGACCAUGUAAUUGAGCCUAUCUCUGAGGAGACAAAUCUACCCAGGUUCUGAAUAUUCAUUAAAAAAAGUCAAUCCUUGAGUAUGAAUGAUGGACCUUCGAGAAGAAAGUACAAUCUUUGUCUCUAGGUUUAAACGUACGCCAUAUGUCAUAUAAGAAGUUUAUUUGCAAGUAGAUCUUGAUAUAAGUUAGCUGUAUAUUUCAGAUGUGAGUCUCUAGGGGCACCUGACGUAAAGAACUUAUCUGGCUUUAUAUUUGGUACACAGUUAAAGUGCCCUCCUGGAAUCAAUGUCUCUUUUAGUAUUUAAUCCAUUCUUUUAUUACUUUUUUGAGAAAUAUAAUCAGAGUUUGAUUGGGAUUAUAGAUGUUUACUAAUGUAUAAGUAAAAUCAUUAAUCUUGCAUAUCAGAAUGAUGUAUCUACCAUUUUCAUCCGUCUCCUCAAUGAUAAGCUCAGAUUUAACUAUUUGAGAUUAUUAUUGCCACCCCUCUUUUUUUUUUUUUUAAGUUGGAUUGGUAAAAAAAAAAAAAAAUCUCCAUAAUUUUUUAGCUUGCUCAGUCCAGUGAGUUUCUUGGACAUAAGCUAUAUCAAUAUGCUUUUGACAUAAAAUAUGAUAUGUGGCCUCUCUUUUGAGGGGUAUUUAAGCCCUGAGCAUUGAUUGAAACUACAUUGAGUGUCAUGUGACAUCCCCCCUCCCCUCUUUCCCUCUCUGUCCGCCCCUUUGAAUAUAUAUAUAUAUAUAUGUUCCAUGACCCUUUUAAAAAUAAUAAAAUAGAUUUCAUAUAAAACAUCAUUUCACAAUUCAUACAACACUACUAAUUCUAGAGUAUCAGGAAUAUCAUUCCUGAUCUGACCUAAUUCAACUUAGGUCACUUUCAGAGGGUGAUGGCUAGCUGAGAAAGUUGCUUGUAAAAAACUUUUUCUGCUUCUAUAUGGAUUUAAUUAUAGUUGAUAUUCUCUUUUUCCCUUUGUACCUUGGCUUUCAUCCUUAUUCUACCGAUCUCUAAUUUCCCUCUUCUUUUUCGUUUCUAGUCAAACUUUCAUUCUCUACAUAUACAGAUUUGUAUAUGUCUAAUAAAAUUAAUGUGAUAAAUUCUUUUAUUAUAUCUAUUAUGUUUUUGUUCCUUCAUAUAUACAGGCGAACAGAGACAUACAUACAUACAUAUAUACAGGCGAACAGAGACAUACAUACAUACAUACAUUCAGAGACAUACAUACAUACAUACAGGCACAAUUACACACCUACUGUACAUACAGGUCCCUGUCCGGCUCUGUGGAGUCCUGUCUUGCAGCUCAGUCUCAUCUGUGCCAGCCACACUGUGUGGUACACAGGGAGCAGGGAUAUGAUGUCAUUCAUAUCUCCGCCCCCUCCACACAGCCUACGACAGCCUACGACAGACACCAGUGUAGGAGGCUCCUCCGGCGGCAGUAAGCUGGGCAGGCGGUAAGAGGCUGGGCUGCGCUGAGAGGAGGUGCUUGCACUCGGCCAUGCUUCAUAGAGUAACCGGCUGGAGGGUAGGACAGAAUGCUUUCCUCUCGUCGGAUAGCCUGAUAUUGCGCUCCCAGGGCCGGAGCGCCCUAAGGCGGCCGCCAUAUGGUACCGCCGGCCCUGGGUGUAGUUGAUCUUCCUAACUUUUUUUUUAAAUAGGUCAACAUUAUUAGUUAUUACACAAUCCAAGCAUCUAUUCUAUUUGGUCCUUCUAUUAAUAGAGACAUGAAAGUCUGUAAUUUAACAGGUUUAAAAAACGUUUUUCCUUAAUUGUACUACCAGUCCCUCUGGCCCACUGAACGUCUGGAUAAUAAAAAUCUCUAGUGAUUAACACAUUUUCCAGAUGUGAAACCUUGCUCAUUUAAGAUAGCAGUUGCUCUUUUCCUAUCAGUAUUAAUGUUUGCAGGUUUGUAACCUAUUCCUACUAUUAAGGAAUGUCCCCUGUUUCAUCCUAUGCAAAGGUCUACCCAUAAGGCUUUGACAUUCUCAAAUGCAACAUCACAUACCAUUUCUUUAACACUUCAAUUCAUGUUUGAUAUAUCAACACACCCAUCCCCCUUUAUUUUUCUAUUCUUCCUAAAUAAUAUAUAUCCAUUUAAAUUAACAGCCCAAUCAAUUAUUUUGUCCUACCGAAUCUCAGCAAUCCCAAUUAUGUCUUACUAUUCUCUGUAUGCUAAAAUCUCAAGCUCCUGUAUUUUGCUACACAUGUUUAAAGUUACAAUUUUUGGUUUUCAUUUAUUUGGAAAACAUAUAAUUGAUUCCUUCUUACUCUGUCAUCUCCACCUUCCUAGACAUCAGCUGGAUUUCAUCUCCUUUCUCUGAGUUCUUUUGAAAAAUAUGUAAUUUUAUUGAACCAUACAUCAAUAGUGUUAAUAUUGGAGAGAUACAAAAGAUCCAUGCUUAAUUUUUCAUAAAUGUACAACUUAAACAUGUACAAGGGUUGUUGACUGUCCAACACUGUGUUUGUUUUAUUUUUCAUUUUAAGUUGUUAAUUAUUUCCUUUUGUCAUACUCCUCACACAAUAAAAACAGGUGAGUGAUCAGUGAACCCAGAAUGGAAUAUUAUGUGAUGGUGUAAACAUACUUAUGAGUCAUUAGGCUAUUUAUAUUGGAUUGUAACAAUUCUCUGCUGGUAUCAGGUUUUCAGACAUCCAAGCUACAACUCUAACACUUUUAACAACGACAUCACUUUGCUGAAGCUCUCCAGCGUUGCUACUUUCAACAAUCGUGUUUCUACUGUAUGUGUUGCUGCCAGUAAUGAUGUUUUUAAUAGAGGAGAGAGAUGUGUUACAACUGGAUGGGGAUAUAUCAAUGCUUCAUGUAAGAAAACUAAUAUGAUACUCAUAUUUAGAAUUUAACAUUUUUAAUCUUUUGUUUCAGGAAAAUAAUAGAUUUAAAACUAUUUUUAAAACAUGUUGGCAUAUUUCAAGUAAACAAUGAUAUCAGAGGAACAAACUGUUUAAUCCAAUAAAAACCAUAAUACAUUCUGAAGUAUCGCAAUAUUAUUGUCCAUUCCACAGAUUUUUUAUGUUACAGUCUUAUGUUUAAAUUAAUUUUGUUUCCACCACAUUUAAUAGCUCAUAAUAACAAAUACAAAGCAUUGCAAAUAUAUUAAACAGACAAAAAAACUGAAAUAUCAUAUUGCCGCAAGUAUACAGACUCUUAACUCCGUAUUUAGUUGAAGCAUCAAUUACAGCCUCAUGUCUUUUUGGGUAUGAUGGGACAAGCUUUGCACACCUGGAUUUGUGUAUUUUCUUCCAAUUAUCUCAGCAGAUCCUCUAAAGCUCUGUCAGGUUGAAUGGGGACUGUUGUUGUAGAGGGCCAGGUUUGCAUAAGGCCACCAUGGCCUUGGGGCAGUAGGCAAGCAAAGUGUGGCACAGCUUUUGAUGAGAUCAAAGAUCCCCCUCACCAACCAGCUGCUUCUCCUGCUGGAUCUCAAUAUUGUAUCACAGAGUUACCACAGGUUAUUGUUCUGAUACAAUCCCCCGGUGCUGGCUGGAAGGAGCUGUCUGUACCCACCAGGGUCCAGACAGCAACAUCACUUAUCCGAUCAGGUUCCCCCUUGGCACAGUGUUUUUUUUUAUUAAACACUUUAUUCAAGCAACUCUUCAACCCCUAUCUCUUACACUACAAUUCCUGUCCUCCCACUACAGUCAAUUUUUACAGUCCCUAUCCCUUCCACAACAGCCCCUAUCUCUCCUCACGACAACCACUAUCCCCACCACAGUCCCUAUUUAACCACUACAGCCCCUAUCCCCUCCAUCAAAGCUACUACCCUCCACCACAGCCAUUAACCCCCUACAGCAGCACCUGUUUCCUUACUACUCUGUAUUGCUACUCUUCACCCACCACAGCCCUUAUCCCCCACACUACAUCCACGAUCCUCCCACUACAGCUCAUGUAUUCCCACUAUAUCACCUAUCUGAUCAUCACGGCCCCUGUCAAUCCACCAUUGUCCCUAUCCCUCACUACAGCUACUAUCUCUUCAGCAUCUAAUGCACUUUUUCGCAAACCAUAGUCCUCCUCCUCCUCAACACACAUAGCAGCCCAUGUCUUUCUAACACACACACAGUCCCUAUCAGAUCAAAAUGCACACUUCUAUUCCUUGCACACGUGCUUUACUGACCUGAUCCAACAUAUAUAUUAUCUACUACCUCAAAAGUCCCACACAAACUCUGCAGCCCCAUUUUCCUUUACAAAACCUUCAACAACAAACACACAAAAAUAGCCCUAUCCUCUAAAAAAACACCUCUUCACACACAAUACAGCCCCUAUCAACUAACAGACCCUAUUUACAUGCCCACACCCAUACUAAACUGCAAACACCCAUAUCCACACACAAUCUACAAGCACGCAAGCAGCAUCUACCCCAUGAACGCAACCACACAAACACACAAAACCCCAGCAUCUCUACACAUGGACACAAAUACAAAUAACCCCACUGUAUAGAAAUUUGUAUAUUAACCCCUUAAGUACACAUGAUGGAAAAUGUUCGUCAUGAUUCCUUUUUUUAAGAAGUUGUGUCUUAAGGGGUUAAUAUAUAAAAUCCAGUGCACUCACUCAUUCACCAAACAUCAAUUUCAAGUCUCACAGAAUGUAAUAGUUUUAUUUAAAAACAUCUCACCUAGUCAAAAAAUAAUGGGGGUUUAUUAACAGUAUUUGAUCAUACAUUGCAUAGGUCUGCCACAACAUCAAUUCAUGGCAAGACCUACUCUAGCAGCCUAAUGCCUGCUCUUGUGAGAUUAAUCCACUUACUUGGGAAAUUCUUGCUCCUGGGACUCUCUGCAGGUCAAGGUUAAAUAGGGCCCUGGAAUGGGGCACCUGUGACCAAGGGGCUGGUCUGGACUCCCAAAUAUAUAAGUGACACAAAGAGGGCUGCACUCACCUGAACAUGCAUACAUUUUAGGGUGCUGCUUGGUUUAAUUUAUACAAUGUAUAAAAUCUAGCGCACUUCAGAAGCAAGCAACACCACAAGAAGCCUACCCUCAAAAAUGCAACACAAGUAGCAAUCCAACACACACAACCCCACAUUGCAGCAUCUUGACAAACCUUGCAUUAAAGUGUCCAAUCACAUAUGCUAAACCUUUUCCAUAUAUAUAUAUAUAUAUAUAUAUAUAUAUAUAUAUAUAUACAGUUGCAAGAAAAAGUAUGUGAACCCUUUGGAAUGAUAUGGAUUUCUGCACAAAUUGGUCAUAAAAUGUGAUCUGAUCAUCAUCUAAGUCACAACAAUAGACAAUCACAGUCUGCUUAAACGAAUAACACACAAAGAAUGAAAUGUUGCCAUGUUUUUAUUGAACACACCAUGUAAACAUUCACAGUGCAGGUGGAAAAAGUAUGUGAACCCCCUAGACUAAUGACAUCUCCAAGAGCUAAUUGGAGUGAGAUGUCAGACAACUGGAGUCCAAUCAAUGAGAUGAGAUUGGAGGUGUUGGUUACAGCUGCCCUGCCCUAUAAAAAACACACACCAGUUCUGGGUUUGCAUUUCACAAGAAGCAUUGCCUGAUGUGAAUGAUGCCUCGCACAAAAGAGCUCUCAGAAGACCUACGAUUAAGAAUUGUUGACUUGCAUAAAGCUGGAAAGGGUUAUAAAAGUAUCUCCAAAAGCCUUGCUGUUCAUCAGUCCACGGUAAGACAAAUUGUCUAUAAAUGAAGAAAGUUCAGCACUGCUGCUACUCUCCCUAGGAGUGGCCAUCCUGUAAAGAUGACUGCAAGAGCACAGCGCAGACUGCUCAAUGAGGUGAAGAAGAAUCCUAGUGUCAACUAAAGACUUACAAAAGUCACUGGCAAAUGCUAACAUCCCUGUUAGCGAAUCUACAAUACGUAAAACUCUAAACAAGAAUGGAUUUCAUGGGAGGAUACCACAGAGGAAGCCACUGCUGUCCAAACAAAACAUUGCUGCACGUUUACAGUUUGCACAAGAGCACCUGGAUGUUCCACAGCAAUACUGGCAAAAUAUUCUGUGGACAGAUGAAACCAAAGUUUAGUUGUUUGGAAGAAACACACAACACUAUGUGUGGCGAAAAAAAGGCACAGCACACUAACAUCAAAACCUCAUCCCAGCUGUGAAGAAAGCGAUUCACACCAGGCAUCCCAAGGAUAUUGCUGAACUGAAACAGUUCUGUAAAGAGGAAUGGUCAAGAAUUACUCCUGACCGUUGUGCACGUCUCAUCUGCAACUACAGGAAACGUUUGGUUGAAGUUAUUGCUGCCAAAGGAGGUUCAACCAGUUAUUAAAUCCAAGGGUUCACAUACUUUUCCACCUGCACUGUGAAUGUUUACAUGGUGUGUUCAAUAAAAACAUGGCAACAUUUCAUUCUUUGUGUGUUAUUAGUUUAAGCAGACUGUGAUUGUCUAUUGUUGUGACUUAGAUGAUGAUCAGAUCACAUUUUAUGACCGAUUUGUGCAGAAAUCCACAUCAUUCCAAAGGGUUCACAUACUUUUUCUUGCAACUGUAUAUAUAUAUGUUUGUGUGUGUUUUAUAUAUGGAGUGCAUUGAGGAAACUGGCCUUGGGGCAGUAAGGAGGGUAAAUCAGGCCCUGUUGGUGGACAGACAUUUUCAGGUCUCCCCAGUAACAUUUUUGUUCUAGUCCAUGUGUUUUUCCAUCUGUCCAGUUUGCUUUAAAGGCCAGAUCAGCAGAGUGUUGCAGUGUUUGUCAUCCUUCUAUAAGUUUCUCCCAUCUCCAAUCAUUAUCUCUGGAGCAUUGCCAUUGGGUUCUUGGUAACCUCUCUGACAAAGCCUUUUUUCCUCCGAGUGCUCAAUUUUGCCACUCAGCCAGCUUUAGAAAGAGUUAUUACUUCUUCUAUUCAAGAUUUAUGGAUGCCACUCCACUCUUGGGAGCUUUCAAUGUAGAUGAAAAAAGUUUGUACCCUUCCCUAGAUCUGUCUAUCAACAAUAUCCUGUCUCUAGGCUCACAACAAUCUCUUUAGACCUCAUCGGUUUUUGCUUUGAUAUGCAUUAACAGUUGUUAGACCUUAUAAAGACAAAUGUUUCCCUUUCCAAAACUUGUCCAAUGUAUUGAAUUUGCUUAGGUUUAAUCCAAUCAAAGUGUAGCAACAUCUUAAAGAUGGUCCAUAGAAAUGGGUUGCACUGAGCCAAAUUUCAAGUGUCAUAGCAAAGUGCCUGGAUACUUGUGUUAAUGUGGUAUUUUUUAUUUCUUUAUUUUUUAUUAUUUGACAUUGAUUGAUGGGGAAAAAACAUUUAAUUUAAAGAAUGUUAACAUGUGUUUCAAUCACCCUAACCAGCUGUGAUUACUACAAGGAACACAUUCAGUAUUUUUAGGACUAUUUUUCUUUUUUCUAACUAGCACAACUUAGUCCAAGCAAACUGCAACAAGUGUCUCUGCCUCUUCUGAGUAACACUGACUGCCAAAAAUACUGGGGGAAUAAGAUUCUGAGCACCAUGAUCUGUGCUGGAGCAUCUGGAGCCUCCUCCUGUAUGGUAUGAUGGUUUACAUUUCACAUUUUGUAGAGUAUGGGUUUGACAAAAUUAAACCUAUUUUUGCUAAAUAUAUUUUGGCAUAUGUUAUAAUUUUUGUCAUUAUUUUCAGUAAUCGUACGAUUAAAGAUACAUAUCAUCUCAGUUUAAUAAUUACUACGUUUGGAGGUCCAGGAUGGUCUAUUACCUUUUUUUGCUAAUAAAAUAUUGCCACUUUUAAAAGCACAUAUAUUUUUCAUUGUUGAUUAUAAAACUUUAAAGAUUUUUUACAUCAAAUUUCUGAAUCUUAACACAUAAGAACCCACGGAUACGUAAAUAUUCAAAUUAUUUAUUAAUAUGUAUAUUUGAAUAUUGGGGUAUUAGAAUAUCGUCCAACAAUACUGAGUAAUAUAGGUAUUGAGGAAUUUACUCUCCAAUUCUCCUUUUCUGUCCAAUACAACAUUUAAACUUAUUAGAUAUUUCAUCUUAAUUACAGGGUGACUCUGGUGGACCUCUUGUGUGCAAGAGGAAUGAAGCUUGGACUUUGGCUGGAAUUGUGUCGUGGGGAAAUUCAGCAUGCUCUACUUCAUAUCCUGCCGUGUAUGCUCGGGUCUCAGCUCUUAGAGCCUGGUUGGACCAAACUGUAGCUGCUAAUUAAAAGUAAAUUUUUUUUCACUGUUAAUAAAGGGAAUCUGCUAAAACAUGUUUUUAGCUACAGCCCCUAGAACUAAAACAAAAUUAGGCCCACUUCUUGGAAUACAUUUGAAUUUCAGAUGGAACAAAUUAAGCUAAUUAACACUCAUUUAAAAUAAAGGUGCACAUCAUAACAUUUAUACAGGUAUAAUUUAC